Molecule: messenger RNA, 2571 nt
Organism: Brassica napus (rape)
Lineage: Eukaryota; Viridiplantae; Streptophyta; Magnoliopsida; Brassicales; Brassicaceae
Product: transcription factor RSL3
Exons: 4
Coding region: 981-1709 (242 amino acids)
Biological process (GO): regulation of transcription by RNA polymerase II
Cellular component (GO): nucleus
Molecular function (GO): RNA polymerase II cis-regulatory region sequence-specific DNA binding; protein dimerization activity; DNA-binding transcription factor activity, RNA polymerase II-specific
Source: RefSeq, a predicted model, not a curated record
UGUUUAAUCCAACACAAAACCAAUUACAAACAUGCAUAUUGUUUGCGUUAAAAAUGAGCUACGCAAACUAAAUCAUUGAUGAUCAAUAUAUUAUAUAUUGAUUACACUUUGACUUCUGAUUUUGUAUUCUAAACUUACAUGAUUGUAGAGAAUUGAGUACCGUGAAAACAUUUCUCCAUCAAUUUAUAUCUCAUAUUAUCCACAUUGUGUUUUUCUAGAGUGUAGUUUAUAAAUAUAUCUACGCAAUUAUCAGUAUAACUUUGGAUCAUUCUUACAAGUGAGGUUUUUAUAUGUAUAUAUUCCCUGACAAAAUGAAAAAGAAAAAACUCACAACUUCAACUAAAUGAGUUAUCGGUGCCGGAUAAACCAUGCUGCAUCUUCUCCGAGAAAACAAAUUAGCUAAGAGAGACCUACCGGACAAUUAAUAAUUUAAGGUUUAAUACGGCAUGGAUUAACAAAUUUAAUUAUUUUCUUGUUCUUUGAGUGUUGUUGAUGUUGCGAUAAUGAUUCCAUUAAUCGUGCAUUGGUGUGGCUAUAUCUUUAUUCUUCAGUUUCUCUUGUGUGGCCAAUCUAAACUCUCUCUCAUUAUUUUACUAAUCUCUAACCAGCUUAUACAUAUAUAUGAAUGGAUGGUUAUAUAGAAAAAGAUUAUAUUAUAAUGUGUCGUGAAGGAACAAAGCUGGUUUCAUCUUUCAUUGUCGACCCCACAAGUUGACUGAUCGUGUUCAUCAUCAUGCAUGGCUUCAUUUCAUUUAUUUUAUUACGACUUGUUCACGACACAAAUGAUUGUAACAGUUUAAGAAUCUCUUGAUUUCUCUUCAUCAUCACCAAAUCUUCCUCAACUGAAAUAUUCUCUUCAUCAUCAAGUGCAUCUCCAACCUAUAUAUAUAGUUGCACAAGAACAAGAACUAUCAUAGCAACAAACAAACAAAAACACAAGAAAAAAACAAGGAGAAAGACAAGAGUUGAAGGUUAGAGCGAUGGAUGUUUUUGUUGAUGGUGAAUUGGAGUCUCUCUUAGGUAUGUUCAACUUUGAUCAAUGUUCAUCAUCUAAGGAGGAGAGACCACGAGAUGAGAUGCUUGGCCUCGCUAGCCUUUACAAUGAUCAUCUUCAUCAUCAGAACAAUCUCCCGCCUUCUGAUCAUCAUGCUCUCCUAAAUCCUGAUAUGUUCCCAUUUAGUGCAAUGAUGAUGGGAGGGAACCUUCCGACCAUGCUUGAUUCUUGGGAUCAAAACCAACUCCAAGAAACGGCAACGCUCAAGAGGAAACAACUUAACGUAGAUAAUCUACACAAUUCUAACUGUGACAUCACAAGACAAGAGCUUGUCAAAGCCAAGAAAAAGCAGAGGGUAAGCCAGGAAAGCAAUACAGUCGACGAAAGCAACAGCUCAGAUGAUGAGAAGGCUUCGGUCACAAGUGUUAAAGGCAAAACAAGAGCCACCAAAGGGACAGCCACUGAUCCUCAAAGCCUUUAUGCUCGGAAACGUAGAGAGAAGAUUAACGAAAGGCUCAAGACAUUACAAAACCUUGUACCAAACGGGACAAAAGUCGAUAUAAGCACUAUGCUUGAAGAAGCUGUCCACUACGUAAAGUUCCUGCAGCUUCAAAUCAAGUUGUUGAGCUCGGAUGAUCUAUGGAUGUACGCACCGUUGGCUUACAAUGGACUCGACAUGGGAUUCCAUCACAACCUUUUGUCUCGGCUUAUGUGAAGGACUUACACAAAGUUACAAUCUAAUUGUAAAGAAACCGAUUUAGAACAUAUGAAUCCCUUUAAUUUGGCCCUACCCUAGUGGUCUAAUUACAUUCUGAGAUUUUUUUUGUUAUUAAUUUAUAACUUCUUUCUGUCUUUUUCUUCAUUAUGGUUCUAAGAACUUUUGGUACUUUAUUCUAAUGUAAUUAUUUCAUUACAAUAUGAAAAAGUCAACUGGACUAAUAAAAUAACUGUCUUUUGUCUUUUUCUAAUAACAGUCUUUAUAUAAAUUUGAAAGUUAAUAGGGUGAUAAUAUGAUUGAAGUAUUCAGCCGACAAAACCCUUUGCACCGAGGUAAAUUUAAUUAUUUUUUGCAAAGGAUGCCAAACGAGCUAAAGUCUUUUGAUACAAAAAUCAAAUAAUAUCAGUCUUCAUUUCCACAUAGUACUAUGAAUAAUCGUUCUUUGAGUUUUAGAGAAAAAAAAGAUUGAUGAACAAAUCCACAGAUGCUUUAGACGUGAAGAGGAACUAGUACUAACUCAAACCCCCCAAGUACUGGUACUUGCCUGUAGGAUCAUAAUACAAAAAUAUCAUUAACCUCAAAGCAACAUCUUUCCCCUGUGUUUUUAGCAGUGGCGGAUGUACAGCUAACAAGGGUGGGGCAUCUGCCCCCUAUGGAUUUAAAAAAAAAAGGUUUUUCUAUACUAUUUUUAACAAAUUUUGGAGAAACUGGAUAAAUUUGCCCUCCAUAAAAUCUCAAACCUAGGGUUAAGUGUGCUUCCUUUUUCUAUGGAGAAUUUGGAAAAUCCUUAAAUGCGUAUAUGAAAUUUUUUAGUGAAGUAUAUACCAAACAUAAUUAACAAGUUUAUUGUACAUAUAUA